CUGGGAACACCCGAAUCAUUUACAUCUUGAGACUCAAGAGGAAAAUUGAAAUUAUCCUUGGCAGAUCUCUAAAAGAUGUUGGGGAGAAGGGAAGAGAGCUGAGUUUGGGAAAGAUACAAUUAACAGGAAUACCUCCUUUCUUUUAGAAAUAUGACAGAAAAAGAGAUUCUUGAGCCAUCCGCUUCCCCCAUAUCUAUAAGGGGGAAAUCUCCAGAAGGGUUGCAGAAGCUAAAGCAGUUUUUCCAACGCAAGCCCAUGGAGGAGGAGCCUACCUCAGAGGAGCCACAAGCCAACGGGGAGCUGGUCAGCUCUUCCGGGGGAACCAUCUACUACUAUGAGGAAGUGGAGGAGGAGGAGGAAGAGCCUGAGCCACCACCUGAGCCGGAAAAACCAGUUAACGACAAACCUCACAAAUUCAAGGAUCACUACUUCAAGAAACCUAAGUUUUGUGAUGUCUGUGCCCGCAUGAUUGUCCUCAACAACAAAUAUGGCUUGAAAUGCAAGAACUGCAAAACUCACAUCCAUCAUCACUGCCAAAGUUAUGUGGAAUUUCAGCGCUGCUUUGGCAAGAUACCUCCAGGUUUCCGCCGUGCUUACAGCUCUCCAUUGUACAGCGCCCAACAACUUUCAGGUGCUAACCGAAAUGAUCCUGUCUUCGAUACCCUACGAUCAGGUGUUAUCAUGGCAAACAAGGAGCGCAAGAAAGGGCAGGAUAACAAAAAAAACCCUUUGGCUGCCAUGAUGGAAGAAGAAACAGAAGCCCCCAAACCAGAAAGUGACAAACCAGAGGGAGGAAAUCCAGAAGGACAGAAAGCAGAGAAGAAUACCCCGGAUGACAAGAGUAAGAAGCAGCAAACUGGGUUCCCACAGUCUCACUACUUUAUUGCACUAUAUCGCUUCAAAGCCUUGGAGAAGGAUGACUUGGAUUUCCACCCUGGGGACAAAGUUGCAAUUGUUGAUGACUCCAAUGAAGAAUGGUGGCGGGGGAAGAAAAUUGGGGAGAUUGGAGAAAAAAUUGGAUACUUUCCGCCAAACUUCAUUAUCCGAGUGCGUGCAGGAGAACGUGUGCAUAAGGUCAUGAGAUCCUUUGUGGGCAACAAAGAAAUUGGUCAGAUUACAUUAAAAAAGGAUCAGAUUGUGGUACAGAAAGGAGAGGAGCUGAAUGGGUAUGUCAAAGUCUACACUGGCCGCAAAGUGGGACUCUUUCCUGCAGACUUCUUGCAGGAGAUCUGAGGUCUAACCCUGGCAUUCACAAGGAUUUCAUAACCAAGGCCAGAGAAGGCCAGAGCGAUUGAGUUUUCGUUACCAGAUGCCAACGCCUCUCUUGAAGAAACCAGAGUUUCUAUAGGUCCGUGGUCCAAGAGCUACGACAUCACCGGAAGGCCUGUAUCAUCAGCGAGCCAGGAUUCAAGGCAAGAAGCUUAUCUAUCUGCCACUGGAGAGAGGACUCAGUGCUUCUCUUGAACUAUGCACUGGCAGAUUCUGGAAUGGGUUCAGCCAUUAUCUCUUUAUGAUCUUGUCAUGAAGGUGCUGGGAUGCGGACAAAGCUGCUCUACUUCUUGUCUGCGAAGAAAGUGAUUGGAUGGAUUGACUGGCAGAAUUGACAAAUGGCAAGAGUUACUGCUGCCGCCCCUUGUAGGUGGCACUAAAAUGUGCACGCAUUUACUUCAGGAUAUGGCUGUCCCUUUGCUGGCAGAGGGGGAGCUUGGCUCCUAGUUUACUUGGAUGGCUUAGAUUCAGUUGUGUUUUGCCAAUAUCUGUUACCCUUUUCUAUCCCUCACUUGCCUAGCUGGGUUGAUGCAAAGCCGCAAGUUUCUGGAUUAAUAAAGAAUAUUUGUAGCUCAGGGUUGACAUGAGGGGUCCUUUGUGCUCUCCAAGUUUGGAGGUUUUUGGGUUUUUUUGCAGACAUUUCAUUACCUAAACUAGGUAACAUUAUCAGUUGUAGUCACUGGUGAUGUUGCCUAGUUUGGAUAAUGAAACAUCUGCAAGAAAAUAACCAAGCUGAGAAAGUUCCAAGGACCCCUCAAUUUCUGUAUUUGCUGUCAAUUGCUGGGAGGCUAUGAAAUUGUUCUGCUCCCUUAAAUUGAACUGAUAUUUAUAUUACUUUGUUAUCCUUCAAUAGCUUGAAGGCACUUGUUUGGGUGCCUUCAAGCUAUUGUUGACACCUGGCAACUGCCUGGUCUACUCCCUGUAUUUUUCUUAGCAAGAAUUUUCAGAAGUAAAACCUUGCUAAGAAAACUUUGCGUGCCUCCUAGGGCGGAAGGAAAAAGAGUCACUGGCCCAAAGUCACUCAUCUGGCUUUGUGCCUAAAGUGGGACUAGAACUCACAGCCUCCUAGUUUUUAGCCUGCUGCUUUAACCACUGCACCAGGCUGGCUCUUAUCCUCUUCCACUACUUUCCUUCUGUUAUGAAAUUAUGGUUGGUCGCACAGUAGCCAGAUGUUUAGAUUGCACUUUGCAAUUAUUGUCCACCUAUUUCACCCUUCCCAAGGAUCUGGGAUAGGCAGAUGUAAUUGUUUAAUAAUAUUAAGGGUAUUGUUGCAAUAUAUGCUGUGCCUUUUGCAAUGGAUGGUGAUUUGGUUAAUGCUGAUGUCAUUCAAGCUCCAGACGUUUUGGAAUUACUCCAAAGGGGCCUGUAAUUAUUGUUACUAUCUUUGCUUUCUUUUUUUUUUUGCCAUAGUUCUACUUUUAUUUACAGGCCUUUUUUCUUUUGUGAUUUUUCUCUAGUUCUUUCUCUUCUAUUCUGCCGUCUCCAGGUACUGCAAUAUAGCAAUAGCACUUAGACUUAUAUACCACUUCGUAGUGCUUUCACAGCCCUCUCUAAGCGGUUUACAGAGUCAGCCUAUUGCCCCCAACAAUCUGGGUCCUCAUUUUACCCACCUCAGAAGGAUGGAAGGUUGAGUCAACCUUGAGCCUGGUGAGAUUUGAAAUGCCAAAUUGCAAGCAGCCGGGAGUCAGCAGAAGUAACCUGCAGUACUGCACUCUAACCACUGCGCCACUGCGGCUCAAUAUCCACAGAUUUUUUUGUCACUAUUUAUUUUGCACCAUCCCUUUCUAUGCUCUCUUCUGCCUCUACUUAAUGGCAGAGAUCUGAUGUGCUACUUGUUUUUAUUUUAAGCGGUAUUUCUUCUGCCAUGCCUUUGUUUGUUUAUAUGACAUGAGUGUGCAAAGUUCCUAAGAGCUCCAUAAAGUGGGGAAGCUACUUGAUUAUCAAAAGGCCACUGACUGAUCUGUAUAUCGCUCCCAGGAUUUUCAUGCAAAAUAGAAAGAGGUCUAAACUCAAAAUUCAUCUGGAACAGACAAAUCUUUAGUAAAGGGAGAGCCAUGAAUAUAACCUUUUUAUUGGGUCGUAUUUUUAAUGUUUGAAACUGCCUUCCUGAACACAUCCGUCUCAUCAGGGACUGGAGAAAAAGCUCUUUUCCCCCUUUUCUCCAGAUCACUGGAGGCAAUUAUUCAGGAGGCCCUAUAAAUCAGGCUAGGCAAUUGGUUGCUUUCUAGGCAUUUUGGAUUACAAUUGAACUAUCAUAAAGACAACAUGGUCAAUAGCUAGGAAUUAUAGCUAGAUACCUAGCAAGUGAUGCAAUUUUAGCAUCCAGAUAGUGUGUAUAUUCAGCUAAUGCUAGCUACAGCUCUUUACUUUAUCCCAUCAAUUUACUCUGCCUGUUUAUAUCUUGCAAUGUAAUUCAUACAUGUUAUUGUGCAGAAUUCUCAAAUGCUAGGAGUUCCUUGUACACGGACGCACUUGUGUUUAUUUUCACAAAAAGUCACGCUCAAUAAAUUUGUGCUGAGA
This is a messenger RNA of Ahaetulla prasina, 3789 nucleotides long. RefSeq names its product SH3 and cysteine rich domain 3 (gene STAC3). Lineage: Eukaryota; Metazoa; Chordata; Lepidosauria; Squamata; Colubridae. Gene Ontology annotation, biological process: positive regulation of voltage-gated calcium channel activity; skeletal muscle contraction; positive regulation of protein localization to plasma membrane. The record is from RefSeq and is a predicted model, not a curated record. Gene Ontology annotation, molecular function: protein binding. The coding region runs from base 151 to 1233 and encodes 360 amino acids. The transcript has 12 exons. Gene Ontology annotation, cellular component: extrinsic component of cytoplasmic side of plasma membrane.